ACGAUUCAUUUGGAAGACGUUAACCCGAAAGUCGGUCCACAAUCCGGAGGCACACGACUGUAUCUCUCGGGAACCAAUCUGAACAUCGGCUCCAACACCGAGAUCUAUUUGGAUGAACUGCCCUGUCGUGUGGAACGAUCGUUGGCGAGUAGCAAACAGCUCAGCUGCCGGACAACGCCGGCGCCGCACCCGUCGUUGACUGUGCGCCGACUGGUGCUCUGCAUCGACGGAUCCAAUCACACGCUUUACAACCCGUUUCGAUACACGAAAGACCCGACAAUUGGGCGAAUAUAUCCGUUGGAGAGUUUCUUCAGCGGCGGUCGACCGUUGAUUGUGUCCGGAAGUAACUUCACGUCAAUUCAAUUGCCGCGAAUCGCCGUCUUUGACGAGCAGUCGCUGGUCAACGAAACCUCGUGUCAAGUAAUAAACUCGACGACAAUGUCGUGUCCGUCGCCGCGUGUGGUGGAGGACGGGGUGGAGAGUCCGCCGCGAGCACAGGUCGCCCGCGACGUGAGCGCUACCGGCGCUGGCCUUAGGCUAAAGAUUGGUUUCGUUAUGGACGACGUCCAGUCUGUUAGGGAUUUGGACGAGUUUUACCCUUCAAUGGCCUCCAAUCUGGUCUACGUGUCGGACCCGAAACUGUUCCCCUUCGACGACAAUAACGUUAAACUAUACAAAGGCGAGAGUCUUGUCAUCGAAGGCGAGAAUCUGCGACUGGCGUCCAGCGAACACGAGGUGAACGUAACGAUCGGCACCCGGACCUGCAAUAUCACAUCACUCAGUAUGACUCAAUUGGUGUGUUUCCCGCCCGAUGUGCAGCCGGUGGGCACCGACGAGUUCGGCCGACCGACCGAUAAUGACUUGCCAUCGGUUGUGGUCCGUAUGGGAAACCUGCGCUACGAUAUCGGUUACCUGCGGUACGAGGUGUCGGCCGCGUACGAGUUGCCACCGCUAGUGAUCGGCAGUUUCGUGGCCGCCGGCGCCGUACUCAUGGUGUUGUCGCUCAUAGUGUUGGCCAUAUUCAAGCACAAGAGCUCUCAGGCGGAGCGCGAGUACAAACGGAUCCAAUUACAGAUGGAUACUCUCGAGAACAGUGUCCGAUCCGAGUGUAAACAGGCUUUUGCCGAAUUGCAAACGGAUAUGACUGACCUGAACAACGACUUGCAGACCACCGGCAUUCCCACUCUCGACCACAGGGCCUAUAUUAUCAAAGUCUUCUUUCCGGGAUUACCCGAUAACGGGAGUCCUAUUUCGCUUGACUAUAAGCACUCAAACGGUCAUCCAUUCAAUAGCGAGGAAUCGAUGGCACACUUCGAGCAACUCAUAUAUAACCGCAAUUUCCUAUUGGUGUUCAUCGAAACACUUGAACACCAAAAAUCAUUUACCAUUCGUGAUAAAGUUAAUGUGGCGUCACUUUUGAUGAUCAUUUUGAUGGAGAAAAUGGAUUACGCCUUCGACAUACUUCGAGAGCUAUUAAUUAAGCUGAUCCAGAAGUACGUGGCCUCAAAGCACCCGCAACUGCUGCUGCGGCGGACGGAGUCAGUGGUGGAGAAGCUGUUGACCAAUUGGAUGUCGCUUUGCAUGUAUAAGUACAUCAACGAAGUGGCCGGCAGUUCCCUAUUCUUGCUGUUCAAUGCCAUCAAACACCAGAUAGAGAAGGGACCCAUCGAUUACGUCACUCACGACUCGCGGUACUCGUUGUCCGAAGAGCGGCUCCUGCGGGAAGUGGUCGACUACCAGUGCGUUGUCAUACAUGUGGUACAGGAAGGUCUGGCCGACAAAGUCCAGUGUCGAGUCCUGAACUGCGAUACAAUCAGUCAAGUGAAGAGCAAAAUCAUAGACACCAUCUACAAGAAUGUCACCUUUUCUCAACGUCCGGCUGUCAAUGAGGUGGACCUCGAGUGGCGUCAGGGCCGCGGAGGACACCUAAUACUGUCCGAUGAAGAUCUCACCACUAAAGUGAUCAACGGCUGGAAACGGCUCAAUACGCUCACGCAUUACGGCAUCAAAGACGUGGCGGUUAUGGGUCUGAUUGUGAAGGAGCGCCGAUCCAGUAAUCACUUGUACGAAACGAUUCCAUCGCACAGUCCAUCCCAUUCGCCGUCGCGAAACAUUUACAACACUUAUUCAAACAAUCACUACAACACCGGCGCCAACCACUACUCGGCCACUAAUUAUUCCAAUUAUUACAGUACUAUUAACAGUAAUAGUACGCGAGUCUGUGAUGAUAGGGUCCGGACGUGGCAUCUCGUCAAGCCUUUCGACGACAACCAAAACGCCUCAUCCAAAGACCAAUUACAUAAAGCCAUACCAGAGAUCUAUUUGACACGACUUCUCUCCACAAAGGGAACGAUUCAGAAAUAUGUGGACGACUUCCUGUCGACAAUACUGACGGUCAACGAUAAGCUGCCACUCGCUGUCAAAUGGCUUUUCGACUUAUUAGACUCGGCUGCGGCCGAAUACGGUAUCACUGAUCCCGAAGUGAUCCACGCCUGGAAAAGCAACAGUCUUCCGCUGCGAUUUUGGGUCAAUUUAGUCAAGAAUCCGGACUUUCUGUUCGACAUCGAAAAGUCAUCGUCGGUAGACUCGUGUCUAUCAGUGAUCGCACAGACAUUUAUGGACUCGUGUUCCACAUCUGAGCACCGGUUGGGAAAGGACUCGCCGUCUAAUAAAUUGCUGUUCGCCCGCGAUAUCCCUGUCUAUCGCAAAAUGGUCUCCAAAUACUAUUCAGAGAUCGCCUCUUUGCCACCCAUUCACGAGUCAGAUAUCGUCGCAAAUAUGAAUGAUAUAUCACUGUCGUAUACGGGAGAAGUGGACACAUAUAACGCGCUCCGAGAGCUGUACAUCUAUGUGUCCCGAUAUAGGGAACCGUUGUUUGAAGGCUUGUGUUGCGACGUCCAAAGUCAGAGACAGCACCUGCACCUCAAACUAGAGACCAUCGCCUUCUCGAUGGGCAGUCAGGAAACAAUGUUAGUCUAAUCAGCCGUUAAGUUAUUGUCAACACUUUGUUUUUGAUAUGAAACACAAUAGUCUUUGGAUUAAUUAAUUGUAAAAUAAUAAACAAUUUUAUGGAUUGUUUGUAAAUUAUAGACAAUUUGUACAGAAAUUUUAUGAUAUAUGAUAUAAAUUUUUAUUAUACAAUAAUGAAAAGGAAAUCUCAUUCUUGUUGUGUUAGUGUAUCGACUGAUGGCAUAAAUAUUUGUGUCAAAAGCAUUGAAAUUUCUAUGCAUUUCUUACACAUAAUUUUACUGAGACAUCAAUUUAUCUGUUAAUAAUUAUGAGAUAAGAUAUGGAUUUUUAAAUAUUAUAUAACAAUCAGAUCAGGG
Messenger RNA from Medioppia subpectinata, 3326 nucleotides. Lineage: Eukaryota; Metazoa; Arthropoda; Arachnida; Sarcoptiformes; Oppiidae. The record is from the annotation of a GenBank genome assembly.